Molecule: messenger RNA, 2208 nt
Organism: Diaporthe amygdali
Lineage: Eukaryota; Fungi; Ascomycota; Sordariomycetes; Diaporthales; Diaporthaceae
Product: hormone-sensitive lipase
Exons: 2
Coding region: 1-2208 (735 amino acids)
Biological process (GO): triglyceride catabolic process
Cellular component (GO): cytosol
Molecular function (GO): sterol ester esterase activity; triacylglycerol lipase activity
Source: RefSeq, a predicted model, not a curated record
AUGAUAGACCAUGUGUUGGGGCGGCCGUCUGCCAAGUCGCGACGACUACAGGUCCUAGCUGUGCUUGCAUUUUGGUCCGCCUACCUCUUCAAAGGCCACAAACACGGUCCUCCACUUGUUCGUCUCUACUCCAAGCUUUGCUCCAAGAAGUUGACAGCAUGGCAAAUCGUCGUCGUCACCAUGACAUUCCUCUAUGCCGGCCGCAAUUUCAGUACUUUGGUCGGCCUGGCCAGCCCGGAGCCGCUAUCCAACAUGUACGAUGCGCACUACUUCCGAGCCACAUGGAUCUUGACCGCACUUGACGCAGGGUUUUGGACCGCCAUGAAGAUCAAGUCCAAAUGGCUGAGGGACUUGUCAAGCGUUGUUUUCUCAAUCUUCUAUUUAUUUGCCGCGGAAAAGGCCGAUGAGAAGGUCCGCAAGGUCCGAUCAAAUCUGACUGUCGAACACCUAAGGAUUAGCUGGAAUAAAGGCAUCAGCCCAUAUAUCGAUUUCUUCCAGAGACUGAUGCGGCCUCGAUAUUCUCGUUGGCCUCCGCGGGCUAUUCGCAUCCCGCGGCCGUCCACGAGCGACUACAAGGAACCUGUUUCGGCCUGGCUAUAUUUCGACGGGCCACUUUCAGAGCUUGAGCACCAGAACAGGGUUGUGCUGGACUUACCAGGAGGUGGUUUUGUCGCCAUGGAUCCACGCUGUAAUGACGACAAGUUACUCUCAUGGUCGUCCAAGACGGGGCUCCCUGUUCUCAGCAUAGAUUACAGGAAAGCGCCCGAGUAUCCGUUUCCCUACGCCUUGAACGAAUGCUAUGACGUCUAUGCCACUCUGAUGAAGACUCGUGGGCGCUGUAUCGGCAUGUCUGGCCAGGAGACGCCCAAGGUCGUCGUCACCGGCGACAGUGCUGGGGGUAAUCUGGCCACCGCCAUGACUUUGAUGAUCAUUGAGGGUGGGCUCUUCCCCUCGAGCCAUUUCCAGGGACAGGCUGGUCUACCACUACCGGACGGCUUGGUUCUCUUUUAUCCGGGGCUCGAUAUGAACAUUGGAAAUUGGAUGUCUGACGAGCAGAUGGCCUUGAUCCAAGACCGAAGAAUGCGAUCAACCAACAAGGCAAUUGCGCGCCGCAAGAGCAUGCAAUACAAUAACCUUGUCGGAACACCACAUCACUCUGACGACGAAGAUGAAGCACCGAAGUAUCUGGUCCACCCGCCAGAGGAUGAGGGAAAUGACAACAAGCAGCUGGCAAAUUCGGAAGGCACUCGCACGCCCCAGCCCGAAUACGCCCACGCGACUCCAACUAAAUGGAGUAAAACACGUCGGUCAUCGCAACCAGAUUCGUCUGCCGUCAGUAAGCGAGCCGGCAGCACUUCAUAUCACUCCGAGCCGCUUCAGACGAGACUCGCAAUGUCAUCCAUGCUAUCCUACUUCAACGAUCGGGUCCUCGCCCCCGAAAUGAUGCGCGCCAUGAUCAUAUUAUAUAUAGGCCCACACAACCGGCCUGACUUCAGCCAAGAUUAUUUAUUAUCACCUAUACUUGCCCCUGAUAUGCUUCUUGCUCGUUUUCCGAAGACAUACUUCCUGACCGGUGAGCGCGACCCCUUGGUAGAUGAUACCGUCAUCUUCGCCGGCCGCCUCCGCCGGGUCAAGGCCGCGAUGUAUGCCUCAGGAGGGCAAAGGACCGAUUACAUGGAGUCGGACGCCUUGGCUGAGGGCUUCAACGACAAAGAUGUUGCGGAAGUGAACCUCAUACCGGGUACAUCACACGGAUUCCUACAAUUUCCGACAAUCUAUCCGCCGGCGUGGAAACUCAUCGACCGCUCCGCUGGAUGGAUCGAGGAGGCCUUCGCGUCGAGCGAGAAGCGCGAGCGCGAGAACCGACGGCGCCUCGUGAAGAAGGCGACCGAGAGGUCUGGAAGACACCACACGCGGACGGAGUCGAGCGGCGACGAGGGGCUGCUGGAGAUCGGGAUGACCAGGGCGAGGGGCAAGUCGACGUCCAACGGGGUCAACGCCAACGGCAAGGACGCUGCGGCCAUCGAGACCCAGAACGCGAACAACGGCGAUGCAGACGGCGAGAACCAGGACAGGAAGACGAAGAGGAGGACGAAUGGCCGCACAAAGAGAGAGGCGCUAAAUAGGCUGGCGAGCUCGGACGACCUCCUGGGCCGGAGAAUGCACGGCCUCGCUGGUGGCUUGACGGGUCUGGCGGAGGAGGAUUGA